AUGAGUUGGAAGUCGUCGUACCAUGAAUUCCUUUCCACCGACGGACUUGUAGAUGCCAAAGCGGCGUAUUCGAGGAAGAGGAAGUGCAACCACGACCCGACUGAAAAUCAAAGUGAAACUGCAGGGCCGCCGGAGCCCGAUUCUGACGGACACCAUUCUCCUCCUUUGAAGCAAAUGGAACAAAGUCCGUCGGCAAACCUUAGUGCCGAAGCGAAGUUGAGCUUUCCCCAAUUCCAGAAGUCGAGCCCGUCGGCAAACCCUCAGGAAGAAGACGACGCAGGGAGGACGACUUCGAACCCUAGUUCUUCCUACCAUGACCGUGGAGCUACGCCGUUCAAUUUUUCAAAAAUCGAUGAGGAUUUUGAGAGGAGGACUAAGCUACAACACGAACAUUCGCUUCCACUGCCUCAGAAACCGACCGUCCGCUUCCGCUUCCAAUUCGUCCAACUCGAAAUCGCAAAGUGGUCCCGUUUACAACUAGGAAGAAGCGUAAUUGAGAUGAAGAACAACCAACUUGUACGUUGUGCCACCAACUCGACCCCAAUAGGGCAACUUGCACAAGUGCGAUUGCGGACAUGUAUAAGGAUCCAGCCACCUCGGAAGUUGAUGCCUCAACAUCUGUUCAGUUGUAGCCAAAAGUCUUACGAGACAGAUGUUACGGGCAGUGCAUCAGUUGAUAUGCAACAUGAGGAAGCUUUGCCUAAAAUUUCUGAGAACACUGUCUCUCAUGAACCAAUGGAAAUAGAAACUGAAAGUGCAUUAAAAUAUAAGGAAGACAAUGUUUCUACAAAUGCAAGCCCAGAUAAAGGAACGUGUAUUCAGUGUCACACUUUGAUCUGUCAUAGGUCAAUUAGUUUCAGAAGAUAUUUUUUUCACUUAAAUUUUUCCAGGGAUGCUGAUCAAAUUUGUCUAAAUGUAAGCCAAUUCAAUUCAAAUAAUGUUUCCCAACGUGAUUAUCUUCGAACUGAAGGUGAUCCUGGUGCUGGUGGUUACACAAUAAAAGAAGCAUUAGCAUUAGCUAGAAGUGUGGUUCCAGGCCAACGGACACUUGCUUUAAGUGUAAUUGCAGCUAUUCUUAAUCGGGCAAUUUCUAAAAUCAUUCAGAAUCAAGUUGAUUCUGUUUCUAAUAUUGCUGAUUCUGUGGAGCCUGCUGACUGGGUUGCUAUUUGGGCUUAUGCUCUGGGUCCGGAACCUGAGCUUGCUUUAUUACUGAGAAUAUCUUUUGAUGACAACCACAAUAGCGUUGUCCUCAAUUGUGCCAAGGCCAUUCUUAGUGCAUUGAAUUAUGAUACAAACAAGAUUUUAUUUGACAUGUUGGAGCGGACACCAACGUAUUCGAAGGAUGUUUCUACUGCUCCUGUAUUCAGAAGUAAACCAGAUGUUAAUGUUGGUUUUCUUCGUGGUGGCUUUUGGAAGUAUAAUACUAAGCCUUCCAAUAUUCUUCGUUGUGGUGAGGAGAUGAUGGAUGACGAAGCUGAAGGUGAGGGCGAGCACACUAUUCAGGAUGAUGUAGUUGUUGCAGGGCAGGAUUUUGCUGCUGGUCUUGUUAGAAUGGGGACUCUUGAAAGGAUCUGCUAUCUCUUACAGACAGACCCUGCUGCACCAUUAGAAGAAUGCUUAAUAUCAAUAUUGAUAGCUUUAGCAAGGCAUUCUCCAACUUGUGCUGCUACAGUUUUGGACUGUGGAAGGCUUGUUCAGACAAUUGCUGGAAGAUUUACUUCAAAUGAACAAAUGGAAAUCAAUGCCAGUAAAAUCAAAUCUGUUACUCUAUUCAAAGUAUUGGCUCGGCAUGGCAGGAAGAAUUGCUCAACAUUUAUUAACAAUGGAAUUUUUCGCCAGCUGACUUGGCACUUGUACCGGUAUCCAUUUUCUCUUGAUCAAUGGGUCAAGUCCAGGAGAGAGUCCUGCAUACUUUCAUCUGCUAUGCUGGUCGAACAAUUGCGUUUAUGGAAGGUUUCCGUUAAUUAUGGAUAUAGUAUUUCGGACUUUUCUGACCUAUUUACAUCAUUGUGUGCAUGGUUGAGUGUACCUACCUUUGAGAAGUUAAGCAGCUAUGACGUGGUGAGUGAAUACUGUACCAUCACAAGGGAAGCUUAUCUUCUUCUUGGAGUUAUGGCUGAUAGACUUCCGAACUUCUAUUCAAGCAUGCAAGAACCACCCGCAGAUACUGUUCAAGAUACAGACCCUUGGUCAUGGAGACACUUUGGUCCUAUUAUAGAUUCGGCAGUUGAGUGGAUACAAGUUAAAAAUAUUGCAUACGUAUCGAGGCUCUUCAACUCCCAAAGUAAUGAUGGUGAGAGGAUCUGUUUCCAGGAUUCAAAAGUAAAUUCCUUGCUAUGGAUAAUUUCUUCUGUUUUAAGUAUGCUUGCCAGCGUGCUGAAAGCUGUCAUCCCAGAGGACUUUACGAGCUUACCUGAUGGCCGAUUGCCAUGGUUGCCAGAGUUUGUUCCUAAGAUUGGACUUGCAUUUGUUAAAAAUGGGUAUAUCAGGUCUGGAGGAUCAAGUGAUCCUUCUGAAAAUGGCUCUUUUGUAAAGUAUCUAUGUGAUUUGAGACUUCAAGGAAGUCCUGAAUUUGCAAUAUCUUCUCAAUGUUGUCUCCAAGGGUUCUUCCAAGUAGCAGAUUCUGUUGAUAAGUUGGUUACACAUGCAAAUCUCGAUAUCCAUUCAGCACGAGUUGGAUACAACAAUUUCUCAAGGGACGAUAAGAUUCUUGCUAAUGGUAUACUGAAGUCCUGUUCAACUGAAAUACAGUAUCUGCUGUCAACUUCAAUGGAAGCAAUUACUAGUGACUGGCAAUUCCUGCGGCCUAUUGAGAUGUUCAGUAGAGGCGGCCCUGCUCCAGGAGUUGGUGUUGGCUGGGGUGCCUCUGCUGGAGGGUAUUGGUCCUUAAAUUCUUUGUUGGCUCAGCAAGACGCAAGAUUGCUCGUUUACUUGCUUGAAGCUUUUGGGAUUCCAUCUACUGUGGAUCCAUCAGAAGCCGAAGAGAUGGACUGCACAAUGCAAAAGAUAGAAUGCAUCCUUACUGCUUGUUUAAUUGUGGGCCCAUGGAGUAGCUCAGUCCUUGAUAAGUUACUAAAAAUCAUCUUCCAGGUUCCUGUACUCAAGCAUCUGAGUUAUGGCAUUCAUAAGUUCCUCUCUCUUAGAAAAGGAUACAGUUCUUUCAAGUGGAACUAUGAUGAUGAAGAAUAUGCACUGAUAUCUAAUGUUUUGGCCUCUCACUUUAGAACCAGGUGGCUUGGUGCAAAGAAGAAACGAAAAGCCAUGCCUGAGACCAACCAUCCAAGCCAAAAAUCUACAAAGAAAAAGGUUCGUUUUAUGGAAACUAUUCAUGAGGAUAUGAAUGCGACAAGUGAAGCUGGUGAAGUGAUGUCUUCUUCAUCUUCAUUAAUAUUGGAGUGGGCUCGCCAGAGAUUGCCUCUUCCUGAACAUUGGUUUCUGAGUGCAAUCUCCACCAUUCAGUUAAACAAUAACACAUGUCCGCCCGGUGCUUCUCAUGGUGAAAUCUAUUCAGAGGAGGCCUCAGACAUUCUAGAAGUUGCUAAGAGCGGACUCUUUUUCCUCCUGGCUAUCGAAGCCAUCCCUACUUCUCUUAGCUCUGAGUUCCGCUCACCUGCUAAAUGUGUUCCAGUUGUUUGGAAACUGCACGCGAUGUCUGCAACAUUACUUUCUGGGAUGGGUGUUCUGGAAGACGAGAAAAGCAGGACUGUCUAUGAAACCUUGCAGAAUGUGUAUGGCGAAGUUCUUGAUGAGAAGAGGUCUUCAGACGUGCUCGGUCACACGGGUGUUGAGCGCCUGAAGUUUGCAUCAGACAUCCACGAUAGCUACCCUACAUUCAUCGAAACUCUAGUGGAGCAGUUCUCAGCUGAAUCGUAUGGUGAUGUCAUAUUUGGGAGGCAGGUUGCAAUGUAUUUACAUAAAUCCGUUGAAGAUUCUGCAAGGCUUGCUGCGUGGAAUACCUUGUCUAAUGCACGCGUUCUUGAGCUCCUGCCGCCUCUACAUAAGUGCCUCGCGAAGGCUGAUGGCUACCUUGAACCCAUCGAGGAUAACGAGAGCAUCCUAGAAGCCUACGUGAAAUCGUGGACCUCUGGCGCCCUUGACAAAGCGGCAAACAGGGGCUCAGUAGCAUUCUCUCUGGUUCUGCAUCAUCUUUCAUCCUUCAUAUUUGGCAGUGCUGGUGAUGCUACUCUCUCACUGCGCAAUAAACUCGCGAAAUCUCUGAUGCGCGACUAUUCUCGCAGGCAGCAACACGAGGGGAUGAUGGUGAAAUUGAUAUGCGACAAGAAACCUGAGCCCGAGUCGCAAGCAUCGGCGACAGCAGCUUCGUCUCUACCUAUGUCGGAGAUAGAAAAGAGGUUGCAACUUCUGACAAAAAUUUGUGAUGGAUGUGCGCCUCAAGUGGCAAAGCUUGAAGCCUGUAUCAGAAAAGAGCGUUCAGAAUAAGGUGGCUGUUAGUAUGGAGUUAAUCAUGAUUUUGGAUGUUUGAUGAUCUUGUAAACAAUCUCAACUCGGCCCGGCCCGGGCCUCUUUUUGGGUCUGGCCGUCUGUCAAAUAAUAGGUGUAAUAAAGUUAUAGCGCAA
Molecule: messenger RNA, 4577 nt
Organism: Salvia hispanica
Lineage: Eukaryota; Viridiplantae; Streptophyta; Magnoliopsida; Lamiales; Lamiaceae
Source: RefSeq, a predicted model, not a curated record